Molecule: messenger RNA, 1923 nt
Organism: Plasmodium coatneyi
Lineage: Eukaryota; Apicomplexa; Aconoidasida; Haemosporida; Plasmodiidae
Exons: 4
Coding region: 1-1923 (640 amino acids)
Biological process (GO): ribosome biogenesis; cytosolic ribosome assembly
Source: RefSeq, a predicted model, not a curated record
AUGGGGGCACUCUUUCAGCCAAUAAACCAAGUGAAAUUCACAAAUGUUGCUAUAGUGAAGUAUAAGCACAAGGGAAAAAAGUUCGAAAUUGCCUGUUACAAGAAUAAGAUAAUCGACUGGAGGAAUGGAACCGAGCUCAACAUAGACGACGUGCUGCAGUCACACUUAAUUUUUACCAACGUGUCGAAGGGAGAAAUAGCCAAAAAGUCGGAACUAAAUUCUUGCUUCAACUCGGAUAACAACUAUGAAAUAUGCAAAACGAUUUUAGAGAAAGGCACCCUACAGAUAAGCAACAAAGAGAGGUCAAUUAUGAAGGAGAAAAUUUACAAAGACAUGAUUGAGAUUCUGCACGAAAUGAGUGUGAACCCCCAAACGGGUUAUCCCCUCUCAACCAACAUGAUAGAAAGCAUGGUGAAAAACAUUGGCUACAGCAUAAACAUAGACGAUAGCGCCAAGAAGCAGGCGCUAAAAGUUUUUGACAUGUUAAGUAAAGAAUAUGAUGAUGUUAUUCAACGGGCAUUUAUGCGGAUCCAAAUUAUUUGUGACGAUCAUAUAAAAGACGACGUAAUAAAAUUUCUUAAUAGCAAUAAUGCAAUCAUAGAAGAAGAAAAAUUAACCAACAACGUUAAGAGGGAGGACAAUGUAGAUGCUGAAAGUAGUCACGUGCAUGAUGAAAACGACGCGGUCAGCGAACCAGCGAAGGAAGAAUUUGCAGAAAAUGCAAAAGUGAUUAGCAAUUCACUCGCUGAGGAUAGUGCGGGCAACAACGCCAGGGGGAAAGAUGAAGAUGAAGAGGAGGAGAAGUACAGCCACGAAAACGUUAUUGAUCAGAAUGCAAACAAGAGAGAAGACUGUAACAACGAUGCAGAUAGCACGCACCUGAGUAACGAUCACAAAGAAGCCCCUGUAGAGGACAGUCCCCCAUCUAAGUCGAAUGAACAGACACACAAUGACAACGCGGAAGAUGAGACGAGUCAAGAAACUCGCAAAAAUUACACAAAUGAUGAGGAAAAAGGGGAAAUUAUUUUGAAAGAAGAAAUAAAAAACCCGUUACACAGCACCCCCAACGAGGAGGGAAAAAAAAAUAAAACAGGUGAAAUCUACCCACAGCAGGAUGAAAAGGCAGAAAUCGAUCCCCUUACCGAUGAUAUAAAAGUAAAAACAAAACAAAAAAAGAAUAAACACGAAAAAGAAAGGAAGGAUAAAAAUACGGAAAUGCAUAAAAUUGUAUUUUUGUGCUACCCGUGUGUGUAUAGAUGUGUGGACGCUUUUACCAAAAAAUAUAAGAAAAGCUGUUCCAGCAAAAUUCUGAAUAAUAACGUUAAGAUAGCCACCUCGAAUAAGAAGAAGAGGAACAAUGCGGAAAAUUCAGUGACAGUUACAAAGGCGGAUGCGAAUGACGCAAUGGGGAGGACAACUAAAGGCAAGGACGACCGCCAAAUGGGGGGUGACAACCUAAACGGUGGUACAAGCAGCAAGGGCAAUCGUAAAAGGGGCAACGCCAAAGGCAACAGUCGCCGGGAGGAAGAAGCCAAUCACGACGCUGCAAAGGUGAAGAACUCAGGGGAUGUGCGCACUGACCACCCCGACCAUGCUAACAAGAGCACUAACAGGAACGAUGAGGACAAAGUUAUCAAUGACAACGCCAACCACAACAACUGCAAUAGCAGCAAAAACGAAGACGCUACAAACGCCGCACAACAGAAAAGCAAGGAAGAGCCAAGUGACAAGCCAAACAGCGAAAGCGUAAUCAUGUGCACAAGUUGCUUGACGAAAAUUGAAAAAAGCAACUACAAGCUGCACUGCAGAAGUGACUUUCAUGUGUAUAAUGUUAAGAGGAAGUAUAAAAAGCUUUCCCCCAUUACGCUGGAGGAAUACGUCGAAAUAGACUUUGACGUGGCGCACUUUCACGUUGAUAUGUGA